AUGGGCAAGGCACAAAGCAAAUUGAGCCCUGAGCAGCUUACUGAUCUCCAGAAAUGCACCUAUUUUGACAAGAAGGAACUCCAACAAUGGUAUAAAGGCUUUUUAAAAGAUUGUCCCAGUGGCCAACUGAACAAGACCGAGUUCCAAAAGAUCUACAAGCAGUUCUUUCCUUUCGGAGACCCAUCCCGCUUUGCAGACUAUGUAUUCAAUGUCUUUGACGGCGACAAGAAUGGGACGAUUGAUUUCAAGGAGUUUAUUUGUGCACUCUCCGUGACAAGUCGUGGCCAAGUGGACGAGAAAUUACAUUGGGCAUUUCAGCUUUACGACAUUGACAAUGAUGGGUUUAUCACCUACGAUGAAAUGUUGCAUAUCGUGGACGCGAUCUAUAAAAUGGUAGGCAGCAUGGUGAAAUUACCACCCGAUGAAGACACACCCGAGAAACGAGUCAACAAGAUCUUUGACAUGAUGGAUCAGGACAAGGAUGGAAGACUCACCAUGGAAGAAUUCCGAGAAGGGUCAAGGAAAGAUCCAACCAUCGUUCAAGCUUUGAAUUUGUAUGAUGGCCUUGUAUAG
Lichtheimia ornata is the source of this 573-nucleotide messenger RNA. Its product is annotated as calcium-binding protein NCS-1. Bases 1 to 573 code for a protein of 190 amino acids. Gene Ontology annotation, cellular component: intracellular membrane-bounded organelle; cytosol; membrane. The record is from RefSeq and is a predicted model, not a curated record. Gene Ontology annotation, molecular function: calcium ion binding. NCBI's taxonomy places the organism in Eukaryota, Fungi, Mucoromycota, Mucoromycetes, Mucorales, Lichtheimiaceae. The transcript is spliced from 6 exons.